AUGAAACAUUUUUUCUCUUUUUCUUUUUCAGGUUCAGCUCAAAUAAUAUUUAAUACAAUCAAAUAUGUAGAACUCACCAUUUGCAAUGACACUGUUCUCCUCCCGUGUUUUGCUAAAAAUGUGGAAACGAGUACCCUUAGAGAACUGUAUCUAAAGUGGAAAUUUAGAGGAAAAGACAUUUUGAUCUAUGAUGGAGCUCUAGCUUUGACUAAUGUCAGCAGUAAUUUUAGUAGUGCAGAAAUCACACUAUCAGAACUUCUACGUGGAAAUGCCUCUUUGAAGAUGAAAAAGAGUGAUGCUGUCCUUGGGAACUACACAUGUGAAAUAACAGAAUUGAGCAGAGAAGGCGAAACAGUCACAGAACUAAAAUAUCGUGUUGUUUCGUGGUUUUCUCCAAAAGAAAAUAUUCUCAUCGUUGUUUUCCCUAUUUUGGCUGUGCUUCUGUCCUGGGGACAGUUUGGUAUUGUGACACUUAAAUAUAAAUCGAAUCGUACGAAUGAGAAAACCAUUCUCCUACUUGUUGCUGGACUAAUGCUCACCAUAGUCAUUAUUGUUGGAGCCAUUCUUUGCAUCCCAGGUGAAUAUUCAAUAAAGAAUGCUUCUGGGCUUGGUUUAAUAGUAAUUCCUACAGUGAUGUUAGUAUUACUUCAGUACUGUGCAUUUAUGACAGCUUUUGAGAUGACCUCCUUUGCCAUUGCCACAUUGAUUCUUCAGGUUCUGGGUUAUAUACUUGCUUUGGUUGGAUUAAGCCUCUGUAUCUCAGAAUGUACCCCAGUGCAGGGACCUCUUCUGAUUUCAGGUUUGGGUAUCAUAGCUCUAGCAGAAUUACUUGGACUAGUUUAUAUGAAAUUUGUGGCUUCCAAUCAGAAAACUCUACAACCUCCUCGGAAAGCUGUAGAGGAACCCCUUAAUGCAUUUAAAGAAUCAAAAGGAAUGAUGAAUGAUGAUUCAGUAGGAAAUUACAUUGCUGGCCUGCUGAGGGCAACUGGAAAGUACUGGAACCUUUACUCUCCUCUUCCCAGCACCAUGGGCGAGAGAACCCUCUGGUGGCACACCCACAACUCCCCACAAGAACAGAACAUGGAACUCAGUGUAAGAAUGCUGCUCACUCUCAAGGGUGUUACUAUCCCUGCUCAGCCAGACGUUUUUAGAAUGUAA
Orycteropus afer afer is the source of this 1158-nucleotide messenger RNA. It is a transcript of the gene CD47, whose product is annotated as CD47 molecule. Gene Ontology annotation, cellular component: plasma membrane; extracellular exosome. Gene Ontology annotation, molecular function: thrombospondin receptor activity. Gene Ontology annotation, biological process: positive regulation of phagocytosis; positive regulation of cell-cell adhesion; positive regulation of inflammatory response. Lineage: Eukaryota; Metazoa; Chordata; Mammalia; Tubulidentata; Orycteropodidae. The record is from RefSeq and is a predicted model, not a curated record.